AUGGCAUUGUGCCGGCUCCAGGAUCCUUUCACCACUUGCUUCCCAGUGCAGUGCAGUAUUUGCUGUUUUGGUUUGGUUUUCCCUCUCACUGCCCCAUCUCUGUCCCCAGCGCGUCCCUCCCUCGGCCUUGGCUGCCGGGGCUUGGCGCGGGCCGGCCGAGAGCCGUGUCCAGGCAGGGGUCCAGGGCUGCUGUCAGCGGGGAGCUGCUGGGGUGGGACAGUCUGGGGGGAGCAGGAGCUGGAGCUGGUGCCUCCUUCCUUCCUUCCCGGCCUGGAGAGGCGCGUGGAGCCGGGAUGUCUUGGCUGCACACCCUCCUCCUCGCCCUGCACGCCCUCCUCGCUGCCGUCGGGGCGUGAGCGGCAGUGCUCAGCAUCCCAGCAGUGCUGGAAACUUGGCGGGCACAGUCCUGGCUGCUCCACCAGCGGCAGGGCAGGAUGGGACCAGGAUGGGCUGCAGCCUGACCUCCUGCCCAGCACCAUUGUCCUGUGGCGCCUUCCCCUUCCUACAGCCACGCCGGCAGUGGGACGGUGCUGGCAGCUCGUCCUUCACUCGGGACGUCCCUGACCCGGACAGGGUGGGACCCCCCAAGACCCUCCAAGCCUUGGUGUGUGAGGGUCACGUCAUCCUGUCAGAUCAACCCUGGGGCACGGGGCUGUGGUGUGGGGGUGCAGGACCCUCCCCAGGCCUGACUGUGCCCCCACUCCCCCCAGUGAAGUUCAUGCGGGAGGUGACCCCCUACAUCAAGAAGCCGUCGCUGGUGUCAGACCUGCCGUGGGAGGGGGCGGCCCCGCAGUCCCCCAGCCUGAGUGGCAGCGAGGACUCGGGGUCCCCCCAGCACCAGGGGCCCCGUGACCGCAAGGUGAUCCCCCUCAAGAUGUGCUUUGCCGCCCGGAACCUCAGCAUGCCCGACCUGGAGAACAGGCUGAUCGAGCUGCACUCGCCGGACAGCCGGAACACGCUGGUGCUGCGGUGCCGGGACACGGCCACGGCCCACGCCUGGUUCAGUGCCCUGCACGCCAACAUCACCGCGCUGCUGCCCCAGGUGCUGGCCGAGCUCAAUGCCACGCUGGGCUCUGGCAGCCCCACGGCUGGAGGCCGGGAGGUGAAGCACAUCGCCUGGCUGGCUGAGCAGGCGCGCCUGGACGGGGGGCGGCAGCAGUGGCGGCCGGUGCUCAUGGCAGUGACGGAGAAGGACCUGCUGCUGUACGAUGGGAUGCCCUGGACCAGGGAUGCCUGGGCCUCGCCCUGCCACAGUUACCCGCUGGUGGCCACCAGGCUGGUCCACUCGGGCUCCGGGCGCCGCUCGCCCGCGCUGGGCUCGGAUCUGACGUUCGCCACGCGGACGGGCUCUCGCCAGGGCGUGGAGAUGCACGUGUUCCGCGUGGAGACCCACCGGGACCUGUCGGCGUGGACGCGCGUCCUGGUGCAGGGCUGCCACGCCGCCGCCGAGCUGAUCAAGGAGGUGACUGUGGGCUGUACUCUGGCUGGGCAGGAGGUCCAGCUCUCCAUCCACUACGAGGGCGGGUUCACCAUCUCCCGGGACGUGCCGGGCUCCAGCGUCCUCUUCCGCUACCCCUACGAGCGGCUGAAGAUGUCUGCGGACGACGGCAUCAGGACCCUCUACCUGGAUUUCGGGGGCCCUGAGGGGGAGCUGGCGCUGGACCUGCACUCCUGCCCCAAGCCCAUCGUCUUCAUCCUGCACACCUUCCUCUCGGCCAAAGUCACCCGCAUGGGGCUGCUGGCAUAGGUGCCCCAGCCCCCUCACCCUGUCACGAACCAGCUGGGGGUCACAGAGGGCCCCCCAACCUCUCCUGCCUCAUCGGUGCCUUGCUGGGGCUGGGAUUGCUGCCCUGAGACCUGCUGGGAAUGUGGCAGGAUGGCUGUGGGGGAAGAGCCCCUCCUGCCCCACACCAGCACUCCUGGCCCCCCAAUGCCCCGGGGGUGUCGGGAUACCCACACCAGCUUUAAUCCCCCGGGGCUGAAGCCAUCACUGAUCUCACCGCCUGUGCCUUGGAGCGGGGCCAGCUCGGCCCCCCCUGCCUGGGGGCUUUCCCCAAAGAGGUGACAUUGUCCCCACAUGGGACAGGGCUGGGGACGUGAGACCCCCCCAUUGCUGCAUGACAGGGUCUCCACGCCCUGCUCAGGGUGGGGGGACACAUUUAUCUUACAGGGGGCACUCAGGGGUGCAAAGGGGAUGCUCUGGCCCAGGGUCCUGCUCCCUGGGGCUUGGCCUCCUCCCCAUGCCCCAGUGUCCCCCAGCAGUGACCCCCAAAUGUCCCAAAGGCUGAACAAACGCCGUGUCUGCCCGGGGCUGGGGCUGCAGGGGACCCUCCCGGGGCUGUCCCUCCCCAGCCGCUGCUGCCUGUGCCCCUCCACGGGGGCUCCCCGGGGCAGGACACGUAGAUUGAUGCACUUUUCGCUUUUUGUACUUUCCCUCCCCUUGGGGGCAGCUCCCACACCCUGGGGGCUGGGGGGCCCAGGUGGGGCCAGAGUGUGACCCCCAGGGCUCCCCCCACUCCUGCCGGGACCCCAAUACCCCCCAGCCAAACUCCUGCACGGUUCUCUGCCUCUGGGGGGGCCGUGCUGGCUGGGGGUGCCGUGGGGUGCUGCCCCCCGUCCUUCUAUUUUUGUAUUCUUUGUAAAUCGCUAUUUAUAUCAGAUUGCCUUUUC
Molecule: messenger RNA, 2670 nt
Organism: Cyanistes caeruleus (blue tit)
Lineage: Eukaryota; Metazoa; Chordata; Aves; Passeriformes; Paridae
Source: RefSeq, a predicted model, not a curated record